Messenger RNA from Marmota flaviventris (yellow-bellied marmot), 1888 nucleotides. RefSeq names its product 3-hydroxyisobutyrate dehydrogenase (gene Hibadh). The record is from RefSeq and is a predicted model, not a curated record. Gene Ontology annotation, molecular function: NAD binding; 3-hydroxyisobutyrate dehydrogenase activity; NADP binding. Lineage: Eukaryota; Metazoa; Chordata; Mammalia; Rodentia; Sciuridae. Gene Ontology annotation, cellular component: mitochondrion. Gene Ontology annotation, biological process: L-valine catabolic process.
UUCUCGCAGUCUGUGGGCUAGCUGGGAGGCGGUGGAGGUCACCGCGGGGAGGCGGGGCGGGGGCAGCAUGGCAGCUUCCUUGCGGCUCCGAGGAGCCACCUCCGGCCUCCGGUACUGGAGCCACAGGCAGCGGCCGGCAGCAGCUAGCCUUGCAGCGGUGUGUUCUAGGUCAAUGGCUUCUAAGACUCCAGUUGGAUUCAUUGGACUGGGCAACAUGGGGAAUCCAAUGGCAAAAAACCUCAUGAAACAUGGUUAUCCGCUCAUUAUUUAUGAUGUAUUCCCUGAUGCAUGCAAAGAGUUUCAAGAGGCAGGUGAACAGGUAGUGUCUUCCCCAGCAGAUGUAGCUGAAAAGGCUGACAGGAUUAUUACAAUGCUGCCUACCAGUAUCAAUGCUGUAGAAGCUUAUUCUGGAACAAACGGAAUUCUAAAAAAAGUGAAGAAAGGCUCAUUAUUAAUAGAUUCCAGUACUAUUGAUCCUUCAGUUUCAAAAGAAUUGGCCAAAGAAGUUGAGAAAAUGGGAGCAGUUUUCAUGGAUGCCCCUGUUUCUGGUGGUGUGGGAGCUGCUCGGUCUGGGAACCUAACGUUUAUGGUAGGAGGAGUCGAAGAGGAAUUUGCUGCUGCCCAAGAGUUGCUGGGGUGCAUGGGCUCCAAUGUGGUGUAUUGUGGAGCUGUUGGGACCGGGCAGGCUGCAAAGAUCUGCAACAACAUGCUGUUAGCUAUUAGUAUGAUUGGAACCGCUGAAGCUAUGAAUCUUGGAAUCAGGUUAGGGCUUGACCCAAAACUAUUGGCUAAAAUCCUAAAUAUGAGUUCAGGACGGUGUUGGUCAAGCGACACUUAUAAUCCUGUUCCUGGAGUGAUGGAUGGAGUUCCCUCUGCUAAUAACUAUCAGGGUGGAUUUGGAACAACACUCAUGGCUAAGGAUCUGGGAUUGGCACAAGACUCUGCUACCAGCACAAAGAGCCCAAUCCUUCUGGGCAGUCUAGCCCAUCAGAUCUACAGAAUGAUGUGUGCAAAGGGCUAUUCCAAAAAAGACUUCUCAUCUGUGUUCCAGUUUCUACGGGAGGAGGAGAACUUCUGAACAUGCCCUUUGGCCAUGGACAUUGUUGGGAACCAGACUAUCUUGGAGCCACCUCCUAGCUCACUCCACAAGUAAAUGGGUUUAAUCAAAGGUCAUCAGUCUCUUUUGAUUAUCUGUGUUAAGUACUCCCUAGGAUUUUCCACCCAUUUUUAACUGCUUAUUCUUUUUGUCUAUUUAGCAAACAUAUUAUUGGGGGGAAAACAUUUUUUUUUUUUUCUGCUGGCCACUGAUGGUUUCCGCUAACUAGCUGAAUUAACCUUUUUAAAAAAGUUUGAUCUUUGAGUAUCUUCUACUAAAUCGUUGAAUACUUUGAACAGGAAAUUUACUUAGCAAAUAAAAUAAAAUAUUGCCAAAUGUUUUGUUAAUAGGAUGAAACCCAUCUUAAGGGAAAGAAAAGAAAUCGCUGUGAGGAAAGGAGUUAGAGAAAGGAAGUAUAGUGAAUUACUACCUGUGUUCCUCAGGAAGUUUGUCCUGUUAACCACGAGCUGGUAUCUUGCAUUCCUGAGGUUACAGAUUUAUUUUCCAGGGAGUUGAUAAAGCCAGAGGACUUGUUGCUGCUUGUUUUAUAAUUCGGACUCUGUUACAAUGUCUCAGUGUUCCCCUCUUGUCACAACUCCUAGUACUCAGCAGAUUUAUUUCUAUAUUUUUUUGCUUCUGUAUACAUUCUUAUUACAUAUUUUUUGACUUCAAAGAAUGAUAUCUUUAGACUGUUUCAGAGCCAAUGAUGAUAUUUGCUUUAGAAAUCAUUACAUUAUUCUAAAAAUAACCAUAUUAUUUUGAAUUUAAAUAAAUUUAUAUGCUGAUAAUAUC